ACCAGCGCUGCUACGAGUGCGGCUGCUGCGAGUGCUGUGGGGAUGCUGGUGAGGCGGUGGUGCAACCCGCCGCCAUGAUUGCCCUCCCCAUCAGCUCCGCCUACCCCUGCAUCGUGGCGCCACACCCCGCUCCACCCCCACCCGCGCCCUCGGCGCUGUCGACGCUAUCGUCAUCGCUGUCCCUGUCGCGACCUUUGGCAUUCUCCGCCGCCUCCUCGUCUUCUGCCGCCGUCGCCGCUGCUGCACCGCCCAUGCGGUCUUCAUCCAUGCGGCUCACGUCAUCCAGCCUAUCCUCACGCUGCUGUGCGCCCUCCUCCUCAUCCCAGCUAGUGUCGACGUCAACGACAGCGGCAACGACAGCAACCCGGAAGCCACCGCGGCCGCAGCCGCUGCCGCCGUCCUCCUCCUCAGCCUCAUCAUCCUCACGGCAGCAGCAUGACAGCACGGGUAAGCAUGCUGCUGCUGCUGCUGACGGCGGCAGUAGCAAUAGUGGCGGCGGCGGCAAUGGCGGUAAAGCCGGUGGCGGCAUGCAGCGAUCUAGCAGCUCUCCCAUGCUGCUGAGAUCCUCAGCAGGAGUAAGAGACGACGCCCUAUCCGGGGUAGCCGGCGGUGUUGGAGGCGGUAAGGAAGCAGGCAGCUGCGGUGAAGGUGGCAGCUUGGCUACUGGCCGCCACCACCGCCACCGCCGUCACCGCCACUCCUCGCAACUUGAGGCGCACCUCUGCCGCCACCACUGCCGCAACUGCAAGCACCGUCACAACCACCAUCAAGAGCGGCAGUUGCAACGACAGCAACAACCGCUGUACAGCAGCGUGCCGUACAACCAGACUAGACACGGGCCCCGGCAUCAUCAUCCCACAUCUGCGGCGUCGGCUUCUGUUUUGGGCAACGGCAACAGCGGCAGCGGUCACCACAUUGGAGGUAUCCCCGGAUGCGGCCAUGCCCCCCACACCCUUCAUAGCUCCGCCUCUUUCUCGGCCUCCUCUUCGUUCAUGCGAGGCAGCGGCGGCGGCGGCAUUGGUGGCAGCAGCAGUAGCGGCAGCGGCUUCCUGUUUAGCAACGCCGGCAGGCAUGGCAGCGGGGGAAAAUCAGGCAACCCGAGCAGCAGCAACAGCCGCAGCGGCGGCGAUUACGCACUGUCAAGCCGCGUCCGACUGGGUUUAUUCAUCAUGCUGCUUCCUGUGCUGCUCUCCCUCUGGCUGUGCAUGGUGGCCUGGCUGGCUGGAAUCUGGAUCCACCACUAUGCCGUACUGCUGACCGUACGGCCGGAUCGCAGCUGGGAUGUACGACUGAGAUCCAGGAGCGAUGCGGGAUCUUCCGUCGUGGCCCCGACAGAGGCGGCGGAGCCUGGUCCAGUAGCAUCUGAGGAGGCCUCUGAGGCAGGUUUGGAAGGAGGGGGGGAUGCGAACGAGGAGGGGAGAUCCGGACGGAGGGAGGUGGAGGAGGAGUGGCUCGGCUCACGCGACUGGGACUGCAGUGAGACGCGAGGAGGUGCAGCCGGCUUCAGCGGUCGCGGUUUGGGUGGCUACGGCGGCGGUGGCGCACAUGCUGACGAUGACAUGGGAGAGCUGCUGGUGAGGAUAACGGAGGCGCCGCCGCCACAUAGGGUUGCCAUGACGGCGGCAGCGGCGGCGGUGGCAGAGGGGUCGCUGUGGCAACGGCGCAAUGUGAGGGCGGAGGCGGAGGUGGAGGCGAGGGCGAGGGCAGGGCCGCCAACGGAGCCACGCGGUGCGGUCCCCGCUGCUGCUGCGGCGGCACUGGGUCACACCGGUGCCGUCACACUGGACCGCAGCCGCCCUGGGGUGGUGGCAACAGCGGCGGCGUGGGAGGGCGACACUGGGGGUGGGGCAGCAGCAGUGGCAGAGGCGGAGGCGGUGGGAGCGGCUCCGGCCGCCCAUGCUGUCGCUGACGUCAUCGACGGCUGCGAGCACAGCGGCAGUACGCCAGCGGGUGCCGGGGUGGCGGAUACGGCCGUACGAGCGGUCGUACGGUCCAUCUUCCAUCGCGUAAUAAACCUCACCGGGUCGUCGUCACCAUGCGAGGCGUGCUGCGACUCAACGGCCGCUGCUGCGGUGCAGGCGACAGCAGCAGCAGUAGAGGGGCAACAGGCCGCAUCACGGUUGCCGCAUGAGGAGGAGGGCGAGGCGGCUGUGCGGGCGCUGGUGAGUUCCGUCUUCCGCUCAGUGGUAUCGGCCCGGCAGCAGGAAGAGGAGGAGGAGGAGGAGGGGGCAGCAGCAGCGGCAGGUACCGAGGAGGCAGAGACGGAAGCGGCCCUGGUACGGGCGAUGGUACGGCGGAUCUUUAGGUCUGUCGUACCAUCCACUGUACGGCAUUCCACUGUACGACAGGGGGAUGCAGGAGGACCAGCGGAGUGGGAGAUGGACGUCCCGGCGACUCUACCGGUGGCGGUGGCGGAGGCGGUGGGGGAGGAGGAUGUCGUACGGGUGGUGGUACAAGCGGUCUUCCGGAGGGUUUUCCUUGGCUGCCAGCAGCAGGGCACCUGGUGCGCUGGUGAAGAGGGAAGCAACAGCAGCUGUGGCGACGGCUGCAGGAGUAGCGGCCGACACGGCGGCGGCAGCAGCAGGAGCGCCGCAAGCAGGAAUGGCGAUGAGAAUUGCUCCAAACCUACUGGUGCUGCUGGUGGUGGUGGUGAUAAUGGUUAUGACCUAACUGUCGCCGGGGCCACGGCAGCGAGUACGGAGGCAGCAACGGCACCGCUGCCGUACACCAUAACGGUUCCGGUCCACAUUGCUGCUGAUGUGCCAGCAUCGCCGCUGCCGCCGGCGCCGUCGCCGUCUCAGCUGGCAAGGCCGCUAUCUCCGGCACCUUCACUGUCUCCUUCGUCCUGUUCUUCUUCGUCGUGCCGCUCCGCCUCCCCGCUGUCUCUCGACCCGGCUGCGCUGCUGGCGGACAUGAUUGCCAAUCUGAACCUGCUGGAGUGGCAGAAGGUGGAUGUGGACACGCGCCACUACCACGCGCACGCCGCCAUCGUGGUGCGCAGCCCCCACCGCUUCCAGUCGCACAUGCACAUCCUGGAGUACGCGGUACGGCAACUCAAGCAGUAGCAGCAGCAGUGGUACGGCAACUGGCAGUCCUACGGUAGUACAACACAGCGUUAUGGUAACUGAAAUUGUUACUGUAAUGGCAUUUUGGGACAGGGCGAAGGAACUGAUGAUGCAUCAGGGCAGGGACAAGGACACAAGGACGCGGGCCAGUUUUGCUAACACAUGUGGUUGGAUGGGUUUGUCGAGUUCAUCUUACGGUGCUUUACUCUCAAUCGCGUGUGUUCGUGGUUUGGGCCAGGCCUCAACCACCGACCCACCGACCCGGCAACCGCACUAGCCGCCGCUGGCACGAACCCACGCAUCCACACGACAUGUGUGUUUCGGUCGGUCGCGUUCUGCAGGAAAGGGCGGGCCUAAGUAGGUAGGCGGCGGCAUGGGCGGAAAUUACACGGGCGAGAUGGCUUUAGGAGUCGGGUUUGCUGGCAGGGUUUGCCGCGUUAACAGAAUGAUGAUGGUUUAUUUUUCGUUCCUAAUGCCCCAAUUUUGCCCCUUUGUAAUGGAAGUACGACGUGUACGACUACGCCGGUGUACGACAGUGUUUUUGUUUUUGUACAGCAUGGCUGAGGCACAUGGUACGCCUCAUGGUAACUCCGCGGCCCCUGUGAGGCCGUGGGCCCGCAUGGUCGCGUUAACCAAGUUAGUUUGGAGUGUAGGCAGUGUCAGCAGGGUGCGGUGUCAGGACUCCAGGACCAUCCAGGGUGACGGGAGGAAGCUGUAGUUCCUAGCCGCUGCUGUGUGCCUGACGCGGGCGCUGGAAACGGAAAACACGGGAAACAAGAGUGACGAGCCCUGGGAGCAAGAGGAUGGGAGGCCAACAACAACAGAACGCAGUGCUCGAUGCUGACUAUGUAGACUGGUGACGUGGUGAGAAGUCUGGAUGGUGGGUCCGUGCCGUGGAGGCGGGCGGGUCCAUACGAUAGGCCUAUCCCAGGGCCCAUGCGUCACCCGUGUUCCCUUGCUGGGAAGCACUGUAACGGCC
This is a messenger RNA of Astrephomene gubernaculifera, 4044 nucleotides long. NCBI's taxonomy places the organism in Eukaryota, Viridiplantae, Chlorophyta, Chlorophyceae, Chlamydomonadales, Astrephomenaceae. The record is from the annotation of a GenBank genome assembly.